GGAACAAUAAAUGAAUUAAUCAUAAUAAUGAUCAUGUUCAUAUUGAAUUAUUUGAUCUGGAUCAAAACUCAUUCAUAGAUCUCAUUAUGAAUAGAUCGAUACCAUUGAAACAAAUGAAAGAAACUGAAUUAUUUGAUAUAACAAAUCAAUUAAAAUUAUGGGCAAUUAAUAUGUAUCAUUUAACAGCAACAAAAGAUCAAAAGAAAUAUGAUCCAAUUGAAUUAAUAUUACGUAUUCUAUGGGAUGAUAUACAUGUGAAUAAUGAGAAACCAGAAUAUUAUGAUAAUAAUCGAAUAAAAUUACCUAAAUCCAAUAUAUUAUUCUCUACAACAUUUAAAAAUAAUACAGACUCGGAACAAGAAUAUAAUUUUCAUACAGAACGUUGUACUCGAUCAAUCAUUGAAAUUGAAAUACAAAAAGGUGUGAUAAUAACAAAAGAAUUAUCAUUGAAAUUAGCGUUACCUAAUUCAAUUAUGGAAGCAAAUGCUGGAUUUAAACAUGAAAUUUCAAUUGGAUCAUCAACAAGACAAUCAACUGAAGAAGAACUUGCAUGGGGUGUAGAUACACGUAUUACAGUACCACCAAGACAUUCUGCUUUCGCUGAAGUAAAAAUUGAAGAAGAAGAAAUGAAUUGUUGUUUUCGUUUAAAAACAUCAAUGUAUGGACGAAUACGAAUAUUAUUCUUAGAUCCUAUACAUGAUAAUACAUUAAUUAAAUAUCUUGAAGGUGAUUUAGGUACAAUUAUACAAGAAUCAUUAAAAUCUGAUCGUUUUAAACAAAAUAAUCAUGAACAAAAUUCUUAUUUAUGGACUGAAUCAAUGGUAAAUUCAAAUCAACGUAUAUUUUAUAUAGAAACAAUAGGAAAAUGUAAAUUUCGUUUUGGUGUACAUCAAUUUGUUGAAGUUAAUCAAAAAGUACAUUUAGAAAAUAAUAAUAAUAAUAAUAAUAAUAAUAACUGAUAGUUGCUAUGGCAACUAUCAGUUUAAACAUUAUAUUAUAGGAUACUAUCAUUUUGAUCAAAGAAAAACAAAAAUUGAAUUCAAGUGCAUUUCAAAUGAUCCUUUUAACAAUCUAUUUGAUCCCAUAUGUAUAAAGAUCAUUGAUAUUUUUAUUAAUUUGUUCAUUUUCCUUUACAAUUUAAUAUAGUUUGUUUAUUUAUUUAUUUAAACACAUAAACAUUGGUACAAGGGGAAACCAAUAAUAUAUGCGUCACAUAAAUCUUAUUUGAUUUGUGUGCGGGCUGGGAUACUGCCCGGGUGCCCAAACCGAAGCAGGUGGUUUUCUUAGGGGCCACACCCCAAGCCUUUGACCUUAAGGUUUGAUCCACAAGGCAGUUGAGCAUCGUGAGGAGAUGCAUUCCUAUGGUAGCCGGUGACCAACGAUUGGUUCGUGUGCCAUUUGUACCCUCAGGAUGCUGGAGCUCAUGUGCACCAUUGGUUUGAGAUCGAGUUAAAGCGUGGGACAUUCGCUUUUCGUCCUCUCAAUUUCGUAAACAGCACACCCGCCACGAGAUGGCAAUGAGUAGGACUUCUCUGGCAGAGGCUGUAUACGCGUGGCCGUGUGAGAGUAUUUCGAGAGGGAGGGCGGGCCCACCCUACUCUCAGCCAUACCCGGGUAUUUGAGGGCUAAUUUUUUCCUAAAACAGAAAGAAGUGUCACGCCAGUUGAUAGUCAAUUGAUAGUCAAUGGAACUUAUACCUGUAUAUCAUUCAUAAUGUUCAGCUUAAGUUAUAAAUCUAAUAUAUAUAUCAUUGUUAAGAUUUGUAGCUGUUUUACUAAUAAUCCAACUUGAGUAGGAAGAAGUAUAUCAAUGUAGUUGUAGAGAUUAUUAAGUUUUUGAUUGAGAUUAUGAAAUGAUUCAUGUUAGAUCAUCAUUGAAAACCUGGAGGUACUGGAUGGUUGUUUCGUUCCACAGCAUUGCGCAUCUACGAUUCCGCUCCGAGAGAUUCGGACCUAGGACCUAUCGGUCUUGCAUGCGAACAGUGAACUUCUAGAUCACUGGACUGACUGGAAUCCAAUGGUAUUAACGUGCUCACCAGUGAUUAGCUUCGUGAGGGAAUUCUUGGAAUUCUAGUGAGAAGCUGUGACCAGUGGAGCUAAUCCAUGUCAGGUAGACAUGGGUUUCGACCUUCGCAACCUCAUUGAUCUGUUUAUUCAAGUUGAAUCGUUAGUAAAUAGAUGCGAAUCUUUACUGGUCACAGCUUCUCACUACAACUCAGAGAAUUCCCUCAUGAAGUCAGUCACUGGUGAGCACAUGACAAUUAUCAGUAUGGGGUUGUGGAGAUCAUUAAGUUUUUGAUUGAGAUCAUGAACUGAUUGAUCUUAGACCACCAUUGAAAAUCUGUAAGCACUGGAUGACCGUUUCAUUCUAUUGUGGAACUCCUCAGCAUUGCGCAUCUACGAUUUUACCUCACGGGAUUCGAGUACAGAUCCUACGGUCUGGAACGCGAACGGUUAAACUCUAGACCACUGAGCUGGCCGGCACCUAGUGGUGUUAAUGUCUGACUUCAACCAAUCCGCAAAACUGCGCGAUCAUCUUCCAUUGUACUGAGGUAGAUACCUGUCUCUACUCGACAUGGAUUAGCUCCACUGGCCACGGCUUCUCAUUAGAACUCCGAGAAUUCCCUCACGAAGGUAAUCAGUAUGGGGAAACAAUUGAGCUUAAAGUUAUUUUUACACAAAAGUCAUCAAAACCACAAAAUCACAUGCUAACAAAGAUUUCCAAACUAAAACCUUGCAUAUCAGAGAUGUUAUCAGUUCAAGAAGAAACAUUGAUUGAACAUUUCAAAGUGUUUGAUGGAGAGAUAAUAAACUUAUUGAAAUAAUUCCAUCAACACUAAGAAUUAGACAAAUAUGAAACUUCAUUGAACCAUCAACCGGUCUAAGUUAAAGCACUUUUGAAGACGUGGAAGCACUGAACCUCUAGAAAUGUUUUAGUAUGGAACCAAUCAAGAGUGUGGAUCUAUGAUCUCUUACAUAGAAAUUCAACCCUGGAAAUACGGUCUCGUGCAUGGACGCUUAAUUUCUAGAUCACCAAGUCAGCAUCCAAACAGUGAGAAAGUCUAGCUUCAAGCAACUCAUUAUAUUUUACAAGCCUUACAAGAUUGCCUACUUGGGAUAAUUGUCUUAUACCAGACAAAGCUAAGUCUUGGAUUCACACUGUUGAAUACUUUCAGACAAGGAUGAAACGGUCAUCCAGUGCUUCCAGGUUCUCCAUGAUGACCUAGCCUCAAUUGAUUCGUGAUCUUAACUAGUGAAAAGAAAAUAAGUUUGAGUAGGCCACCAUGUCAAUAGAUUCUU
Molecule: messenger RNA, 3299 nt
Organism: Schistosoma haematobium
Lineage: Eukaryota; Metazoa; Platyhelminthes; Trematoda; Strigeidida; Schistosomatidae
Exons: 3
Coding region: 87-959 (290 amino acids)
Source: RefSeq, a predicted model, not a curated record